Cooperia oncophora is the source of this 1329-nucleotide messenger RNA. NCBI's taxonomy places the organism in Eukaryota, Metazoa, Nematoda, Chromadorea, Rhabditida, Trichostrongylidae. The record is from the annotation of a GenBank genome assembly.
AUGCUCAUACGGCGUGAGUUUCGUCGCAAAACACUCCGUCAAACUCUAUCGCCGUCACCUCCAGUUGGAAUAUUACGACGUUCUCCUGAGAUCGGCUACUCGCCUCCAUUUAGAGCUAUCAGCAGUGAGAGCAAAAGCGCUGCUGCCGCUGCCGCACGCGAUUAUCGCAGCGAUCGCUGGACCUGCACCUAUCCAACCCCACAUCGUCGAUCGCGAAGCUCGUACGAGUUACGCGAUCGAGGUGGACGAGAUUAUUCCUACGAGGACAAAUACCUGGAUCGAGACACCUAUGUUCAAGAAAAGUUGGAGUUGGACGAGAUGUAUCGCAAGCGAACACACCAAGAGAGGGUGGGGCGUCGCGACUAUACACCCCGAACAACGGUGGUGCCGAUUCAGCGUCUUGACGGCGAGUAUCGCCGGACGCACGCGCCACGUCCCUAUCACGCAAUGCGAUCGAAGUCAAGCGACUAUAUCCUCGAGAAGGAGUAUAGUCGGACUGACGAUUUCGCCACCUCGGACACUUUUCAUCGCUUCUAUGAUCGUGACGGCAGGCUCUUGAGUCGUGACCAACGUCGAGGCUACGACAUCGACAUACAAAGAGACUAUGAUAGAGACAGAUAUGCACGACGGGAUUCGUGGGAUUCAUGGCGGCAACCGCGAUUUAGCAAAAGUGUCGAGCGACGAACUGAAGAGCGCAUGGAGUAUGAGGAAAAGGAAAAACGCAUGAAUUUUCACGCGAUUUGGCGUGACGUAAUCGACCAGCAGCGGCAACCUGCACCAGGCUACGCCGCCGACACUCGACGAAUCCGCGACGCGAGCGCUUCGCUAGGUAAUCUACCUGCAAUCAUCAAUCGCAAGUUGGAAGAGACUCGAAAACUCGAAAAAGAGCGGCAGACCGCGAAUAUGGUUAUCGAUCGUACGAUAGUCGCAGGGAACCGUUGCUUGGCGCAUCUUCCCACACAGAAGCGUAUGACAGAUCAGCGGACUACGGUCGCUUUGAAAAGGUUUAGCUACGCACCGGAUUAUCGCACUCGGCACUACGACUCCUCUAAGUAUGGGACAGCAGAAGCACGAGGUGCAAGUGCUGCUGCAGCCGCGGUGGAUUCAAGCUAUGCGUCGGAUUAUCGACGACGAGAACAUCGCGAGUUGAGUCCCAGUCCGGGUUAUGGUCGGCGCGAGAUGAGUGCAGCAUUCCGUGAGGAAGUCCGUCGCGAACCAGUAACCAACGAACAAGUGGUGGCAGUCAGCGGAAAGCAUCGAUGUGCUCACUGUGCGGAAGAAUUAGGUGAGGCUUUCCGAAAGCUCUCUCGUAACACUAAUAAUAUCUAA